Messenger RNA from Akanthomyces muscarius, 4755 nucleotides. RefSeq lists its product as uncharacterized. The record is from RefSeq and is a predicted model, not a curated record. The coding region runs from base 1 to 4755 and encodes 1584 amino acids. Gene Ontology annotation, cellular component: myosin complex; cytoplasm; actin cytoskeleton. The transcript has 7 exons. NCBI's taxonomy places the organism in Eukaryota, Fungi, Ascomycota, Sordariomycetes, Hypocreales, Cordycipitaceae. Gene Ontology annotation, biological process: vesicle transport along actin filament; actin filament organization. Gene Ontology annotation, molecular function: actin filament binding; ATP binding; microfilament motor activity.
AUGGCGUCGACAUACGAUGUCGGCACCAAAGCUUGGCAGCCCGAUGCAGCUGAGGGCUGGGUCGCCUCUGAGCUCGUGAGCAAGACCGAAGAUGGCUCAAGGUUUAAGCUGGAAUUCAAAUUGGAGAAUGGCGAGACGAAAACCAUUGAAGUCUCAGCCGAGGCGCUCCAAACAGGCACGGACCCAGCUUUACCUCCUUUGAUGAACCCAACGAUGCUUGAAGCUAGCGACGAUUUGACGAACCUAUCGCAUCUCAACGAACCUGCUGUACUGCAAGCCAUUCGACUACGAUAUCUACAGAAAGAGAUUUAUACCUACUCUGGUAUUGUUCUCAUUGCAACCAAUCCAUUUGCUCGCGUAGACUCGCUCUAUGUUCCUGGUAUGGUGCAAGUCUAUGCCGGCCGUCACCGUGCAACACAGGCGCCGCAUCUCUUCGCUAUCGCUGAAGAGGCUUUCACGGAUAUGGUUCGUGACAAUAAGAACCAGACGGUUGUCGUGUCUGGCGAAUCGGGUGCUGGAAAGACUGUCAGCGCCAAGUACAUCAUGCGCUACUUUGCAACACGAGAGGCACCAGAUAACCCGGGCGCUCGUUCAAAACGCGGCCCAGAGGCCAUGAGCGAAACUGAAGAGCAAAUUCUAGCAACAAAUCCAAUUAUGGAAGCGUUCGGCAACGCCAAGACGACCCGUAACGAUAACUCCUCCCGGUUCGGAAAGUAUAUCGAAAUCAUGUUCGACGAUAAGACAAACAUCAUCGGGGCAAAGAUUCGAACAUAUCUUCUGGAACGGUCACGACUCGUCUUUCAGCCGUCCAAGGAGAGAAACUAUCACAUCUUCUAUCAGCUUGUAGCUGGUGCUUCAGAGCAGCAACGCCAAGAGCUCAACAUUCUCCCGGUCGACAAAUUUGACUACUUGAAUCAGGGCGAGUGCCCUACAAUUGAUGGAGUUGACGACAAAGCUGAAUUUGAGGCGACCAAAAAGAGUUUGCAGACCAUUGGCGUUGCCCAAGAGCAACAGGCUGAUAUUUUCAGGCUUUUGGCUGGUUUACUCCACCUUGGAAAUGUCAAGAUCACUGCCUCCAGAAAUGACAGUGUGCUCGCUCCGACAGAACCUUCUCUGGAGCUAGCUUGCAAGAUCCUGGGCAUCGAUGCCACUGAAUUUGCCAAAUGGAUCGUCAAAAAGCAGCUUAUAACACGAGGCGAAAAAAUAUCUUCCAACUUGUCGCAAGCACAGGCAAUUGUUGUCCGCGAUUCCGUGGCCAAGUUUAUUUACUCCAGUCUAUUUGACUGGCUAGUCAACAUCAUUAACCACAGCUUGGCUACCCCGGAGGUGCUUGAUCGUGUCAAAAACUUCAUUGGUGUCUUGGAUAUUUACGGCUUCGAGCAUUUUGCCAAGAAUUCUUUUGAACAGUUUUGUAUCAACUACGCCAACGAGAAACUUCAGCAGGAGUUCAACCAACAUGUUUUCAAACUUGAACAAGAAGAAUACUUGAGGGAGCAAAUAGAUUGGACCUUCAUUGACUUCUCCGACAACCAGCCUUGCAUUGAUUUAAUCGAAGGCAAAAUGGGCAUACUCUCCCUCCUUGACGAAGAAUCCAGGCUUCCAAUGGGUAGCGACGAGAGUUUCGUCAACAAACUGUAUCAGAACUUCAGUACCGACAAGCAGCACCAAUUUUUCAAGAAGCCCAGGUUUGGUAAAACUGCAUUCACGGUUUGCCAUUACGCCAUCGAUGUCACGUAUGAAUCAGAAGGCUUCAUUGAGAAGAACCGAGACACCGUCCCAGAUGAACACAUGACAGUUCUCCGCAGUACCAGCAACGUCUUUUUAAGGGAAGUUUUGGAUGCUGCUUCUGCGGUCCGCGAGAAAGAUGUCGCCUCGGCGUCAUCGAACGCCGUGAAACCAGCUGCUGGGCGAAAAAUCGGCGUAGCUGUCAACCGAAAACCGACUCUCGGUGGUAUCUUCCGGUCUUCGUUGAUCGAGCUCAUGAACACCAUCAACAACACGGAUGUUCAUUACAUCCGAUGUAUUAAGCCAAACGAAGCAAAGGAGGCUUGGAAGUUUGAAGGCCCAAUGGUCCUCAGCCAGCUCCGUGCCUGUGGUGUGCUAGAAACCGUCCGAAUCAGUUGCGCCGGCUACCCUACACGGUGGACAUAUGAAGAAUUCGCUCUGCGCUACUACAUGCUUGUUCGCUCCAGCCAAUGGACUGCCGAGAUUCGUCAAAUGGCAGAUGCCAUCUUGACAAAGGCUCUUGGUACUUCCACCGGCCAAGGACUCGACAAGUACCAGUUGGGCUUAACGAAAAUAUUCUUCCGUGCCGGUAUGCUAGCGUUCUUGGAAGGCCUUCGAACCAACCGCUUGAACGAAUGCGCCGUCAUGAUCCAGAAGAACCUAAAGGCAAAAUACUACCGACGCCGCUUUUUGGACGCUCGAGAGGCCGUCAUCCGCAGCCAAGCGGCGGCCAGGGCUUACAUCGCAAGACGGAAGGCUCAAGAACUUCGCACGAUCAGGGCAGUCACAUCCAUUCAGCGGGUUUGGCGUGGCCAGAAGCAGCGAAAGUCGUUCUUGCGCAUCAGGAACGACAUGGUUCUGUUCGAAUCUGUGGCCAAGGGCUAUCUCCGACGAAAGGCAAUUAUGGAAGCUCGUGUUGGCAACGCUGCCCUGGUCAUCCAGAGAGCCUGGAGGUCGCGUCUUCAGAAGCGGUCUUGGAGACAAUACCGCAAGAACGUCGUCAUGGUUCAGAAUCUCUGGCGUGGUAAGAGCGCCCGCCGCGAGUACAAGAAGGUCAGGGAAGAGGCUCGAGACCUCAAGCAAAUCUCGUACAAGCUUGAAAAUAAGGUUGUCGAACUGACUCAGUCGCUGGGUUCUAUGAAAGAGAAGAACAAGGGCCUUGUUUCGCAAGUCGAAAGCUAUGAGGCGCAGAUCAAGUCUUGGAAGAAUCGCCACAACGCUUUGGAGGCUCGAACCAAGGAGCUGCAGACCGAGGCUAAUCAAGCUGGCAUUGCUGUAGCUCGCCUCGAGGCCAUGGAAGAUGAGAUGAAGAAGCUGCAGCAGGCUUUCGAUGAAUCCACUGCCAACAUCAAACGGAUGCAGGAAGAGGAACGCGAACUUCGGGAGUCGCUCCGCGUUGCCAACUCAGAGCUAGAGUCUGCCAAGCAAGUAAGCACUGAGAGGGACAAAGACAACUCCAGCUUAAGACAAGAGCUAGAGUCUCUUCGAGAUGCCUUGGAAGUCGCAAAGAGAAGUGUGCCUGUCAAUGGCGAGCUGGUGAAUGGGACAGCUCCGGCUCAGUCUGUGACGACUGGGCUCAUCAAUCUGGUUUCCUCCAAGAAACCCAAGCGCCGCAGUGCCGGAGCGGAACCUCGUGAUCUUGAUCGCUUCAGUGGAGCUUAUAACCCCCGCCCAGUCUCGAUGGCAGUCACCAGCACUGCUCACAGGCAAAAUCUAUCCGGCACGACAUAUAUUCCAGGUGUUGAUAAUAUCGAAAUGGAACUGGAGACUCUGCUUGCGGACGAAGAUGGCUUGAACGAGGAAGUCACUAUGGGCUUAAUACGCAACCUCAAAAUCCCCUCGCCGAACAGCAACCCCCCGCCAUCUGACAAGGAAGUACUCUUCCCAUCUUAUCUCAUCAACUUGGUCACUUCCGAAAUGUGGAACAACGGAUAUGUCAAGGAGUCCGAACGGUUCCUCGCGAAUGUUAUGCAAUCUAUUCAGCAGGAGGUCAUGCAGCAUGACGGCGAUGAUGCUAUCAGCCCCGGCGCUUUCUGGCUCUCAAACGUUCACGAAAUGCUGUCAUUUGUUUUCUUGGCCGAGGAUUGGUACGAGACUCAAAAGACGGAUAAUUACGAAUACGAUCGCCUCCUGGAGAUUGUUAAGCACGACCUUGAAAGCCUCGAGUUCAACAUUUACCACACUUGGAUGAAGGUCCUCAAGAAGAAGCUUCAUAAGAUGAUCAUUCCUGCGAUCAUUGAAUCGCAGUCUUUGCCCGGCUUCAUCACAAGCGAGAGCAAUCGCUUCCUGGGUAAACUGCUACAAUCAAACUCUCAGCCCGCAUAUAGCAUGGACAACCUCCUGAGUCUGCUGAACAGCGUCUUCCGCGCCAUGAAAGCCUACUACCUGGAAGAUUCUAUCAUUACGCAGACUGUUACAGAACUUUUGCGUUUAGUUGGUGUGACCGCUUUCAACGAUUUGUUGAUGAGGCGUAACUUCCUGUCCUGGAAGCGAGGUCUGCAGAUCAACUACAACAUCACCCGGAUUGAAGAGUGGUGCAAGAGCCAUGACAUGCCGGAAGGCACAUUGCAGCUGGAGCAUCUAAUGCAAGCUACUAAGCUCUUGCAGCUGAAGAAGGCAACAUUGAAUGACAUUGAAAUCAUUCAGGAUAUAUGUUGGAUGUUAUCACCGAACCAGAUCCAGAAGUUGCUGAAUCAAUAUUUGGUUGCUGAUUAUGAGCAGCCGAUCAAUGGCGAGAUUAUGAAGGCUGUUGCAUCUCGCGUCACUGAGAAGAGUGACGUCCUACUACUCCAGGCCGUCGACAUGGACGAUAGUGGGCCAUAUGAAAUUGCCGAACCUCGCGCCAUUACUGCCCUGGAGACUUACACCCCUUCUUGGCUGCAAACACCGCGCCUCAAGCGGCUGGCUGAGAUUGUGUCCGCACAAGCCAUUGCCCAGCAGGAAAAAAUUGACUAUGGGGAUGGUGACGAGUUCAAUCGCCCUGCGAGCAUAGCCGAGGUUGAUGAGCUAGAGAACGGGCCGGAGCAAUGA